Molecule: messenger RNA, 2886 nt
Organism: Anguilla rostrata (American eel)
Lineage: Eukaryota; Metazoa; Chordata; Actinopteri; Anguilliformes; Anguillidae
Product: AP-2 complex subunit mu-A-like
Exons: 13
Coding region: 206-1534 (442 amino acids)
Biological process (GO): clathrin-dependent endocytosis; intracellular protein transport
Cellular component (GO): AP-2 adaptor complex; cytoplasmic vesicle
Molecular function (GO): clathrin-cargo adaptor activity
Source: RefSeq, a predicted model, not a curated record
CCAGUCAGCUGACAGCGCUUCGGGAGGAAGGAAGGACAGGCAGACAUCUUGAUUCGAAAGGGAGGGUUGUGUGUGGUCAAGUGAACGUACACACGAAGGGACACUAAAUACCGCAACUCGGGAGGAAGAAGUGACUUCGUAGGAGGGAACGUAUUGCGAGGUGUCUGGGAUCACCAUGGUCUGUGACGACUGAGACUGCGCCGCCAUGAUCGGAGGACUGUUUAUCUACAACCACAAGGGGGAGGUGCUGAUCUCCCGGGUGUACCGCGAUGACAUAGGGCGCAACGCGGUGGACGCGUUCCGCGUGAACGUGAUCCACGCCCGGCAGCAGGUGCGCUCGCCCGUCACCAACAUCGCCCGCACCAGCUUCUUCCACGUCAAGCGCUCCAACAUCUGGCUGGCGGCCGUCACCAAGCAGAACGUCAACGCCGCCAUGGUCUUCGAGUUCCUCUACAAGAUGUGCGACGUGAUGGCGGCCUACUUCGGCAAGAUCAGCGAGGAGAACAUCAAGAACAACUUUGUGCUCAUCUACGAGCUGCUGGACGAGAUCCUGGACUUUGGGUACCCCCAGAACUCCGAGACGGGGGCUCUGAAGACCUUCAUCACCCAGCAGGGCAUCAAGAGCCAGCACCAGACGAAGGAGGAGCAGUCGCAGAUCACCAGUCAGGUGACCGGGCAGAUCGGCUGGCGCCGCGAGGGCAUCAAGUACCGGCGGAACGAGCUCUUCCUGGACGUGCUGGAAAGCGUCAACCUGCUCAUGUCCCCGCAAGGGCAGGUGCUGAGCGCCCACGUCUCUGGCCGGGUGGUGAUGAAGAGCUACCUGAGCGGGAUGCCCGAGUGCAAGUUCGGCAUGAACGACAAGAUCGUCAUCGACAAGCAGGGGAAGGGCGGAGCUGUGGACGAGGCGGGGAAGAGUGAUUUGGGGGGAAGCAGUGGGAAGCAGUCCAUAGCAAUCGACGACUGCACCUUCCACCAGUGCGUGCGCCUCAGCAAGUUCGACUCUGAGCGAAGCAUCAGCUUCAUCCCCCCCGACGGGGAGUACGAGCUCAUGAGAUACCGCACCACUAAGGACAUCAUCCUGCCCUUCCGGGUCAUUCCGCUGGUGAGGGAGGUCGGCCGCACCAAGCUGGAGGUCAAAGUGGUCAUCAAGUCCAACUUCAAGCCGUCACUGCUGGCACAGAAGAUCGAGGUGCGUAUCCCAACGCCCCUCAACACCAGUGGUGUGCAGGUGAUCUGUAUGAAGGGCAAAGCGAAGUACAAGGCCAGCGAGAACGCCAUCGUGUGGAAGAUUAAGCGGAUGGCCGGGAUGAAGGAGUCCCAGAUCAGCGCCGAGAUCGAGCUGCUCCCCACCAACGACAAGAAGAAGUGGGCGCGCCCCCCCAUCUCUAUGAACUUUGAGGUGCCCUUUGCUCCCUCGGGCCUCAAGGUGCGCUACCUGAAGGUCUUCGAGCCCAAGCUGAACUACAGCGACCACGACGUCAUCAAGUGGGUGCGCUACAUCGGGCGGAGCGGCAUCUACGAGACGCGCUGCUAACGGACCCCACCCUGCCGCGGCGCGCGGCUGGCUGGCGGGCGGGCAGGCGGGCGGGGGGGGGCAGGCAGGCGGGCGGGGAGGGGGGGGGCGAGGAGGGGGGGCGUGUUCAGGAACGAGGGAGAGAAAAUGAAAAACAGGCCACCGUCCCUCAGACUUCAGCUUUCCCUCCCGCUUGCUGCCUCCCUCCCUCCCUCCAUCCUUCCAGCCAUCCAUCCUCUCUUUCACGCUCCCUUCCUCUCAUUGCUCUCCUCACAGGCCCGAGGGAGGAGUUACGGAGAAACGCAAAAAUAAAUGAGAAUGUGUGUAAAAGCCCUGAGAAAAGUAACAUUUUUAUCCACAUAUCAGAGUGCAGUGCAGUCCUGUGGAGGACAGAAGGUAGAAAGCCGAAAUCGUCUCUUCCACACUCGCACACACAGGCCGUCGUUGUUUCAUUUUUAAUAUUUUAUCUUGGGUCAGUAUUAACCCCCCCCUCUUCACACCCUCUUUCCUAAUGGACUGUAGCACCCUGUCUCCCCCGGCAACCACUGCCCCUCUGCCCCGCCCCUCCUGCCUUUACCGUGUAAUAUGAUUGGCUGUUAAGAGAUCACUUGCCGGGGGGGGGGUUGUGAGCUCCGCCAUUUCAUUGGUCACUUUCCACCCGCAAGUCAGGGACAGAAGUGCAUCUCUUCUCUCCUUCCUCUGGCUGUCUGUCCAUUCUUUUUCUCCUCCCAUUUUCCGUUCCUCCCAUUAUUGGUCUGAUGAAUUCCCUGCAGCAUACGGUGAAUUUUUUAUUUUCUUCAUCUCAACGCUUCAGCUUAUUUUUGUGUCCAAACUGUUGAAGCGUGAAGCAGCUGUAAAGGCGGAGAAGAGGCUUGUGGGCGGGGCUAGGGGGAGGAGGGCGGGGCUGUGGGGGGAGCAGGGACCCAACCAGAUCAUUACCUCACCCUCAGCUGCUUCUGUAAUAUUUGCUGUAUAAGCGCUUUUUUUCUGUUUCGAUGACAUCACGCAGAUGUCACACUGCGGCACUUUUUUUUUUCUUUUUUUCUUUUCUUUUUUUAAACUGCAAACGUUGCUGACGUGAAGAGAGAGGGGCAUUAUGGGGAGAAGAGUUGUAGCUGGGUCCUGCACUCUCUGGGGUUGUGAUCGCACAGUCAGAUCUGUCAUCUGGUCUAGAAUCCGUCCUACUCAGUAUAUGCCUGCCCCACCCUGCCCUGUCCUGCCCCCCCCCAGUCUGCCAGGGCGUUGCACACUACCAGGCACUCUGAGGCGUUACUCGCUGGAGACCUGCCCCCCCCCGGCUUUGGUGUUCAGUCUCCAUAUGGAAACUUCUGGUCUUUGUCCACUGAAUACUAAUAAAAUCACAUGGUAGAGUC